Molecule: messenger RNA, 1818 nt
Organism: Mangifera indica (mango)
Lineage: Eukaryota; Viridiplantae; Streptophyta; Magnoliopsida; Sapindales; Anacardiaceae
Product: cyclin-A1-4-like
Exons: 11
Coding region: 206-1714 (502 amino acids)
Biological process (GO): regulation of cyclin-dependent protein serine/threonine kinase activity; mitotic cell cycle phase transition
Cellular component (GO): nucleus; cytoplasm; cyclin-dependent protein kinase holoenzyme complex
Molecular function (GO): cyclin-dependent protein serine/threonine kinase regulator activity
Source: RefSeq, a predicted model, not a curated record
CAGUUCACUCCUUAAAAAACCGACGGCUGGGAUGCAUCUUUCUUCCUUAAACCAACACUUUUUCGCGCUCUUUAGUUCUUAAACAAUUGCUCUGGCAAUCUCCCUCCAAAACCCUCCAAGAAUCUUGAAAACGCAUAAUCCGAAAUUGAAAGUGCCAGUCUCAUACUAAGCAGGAAUUCUGGAUCCGGUUAGGGUUUGGCCCAAAAUGUCAUCGCGAAAUCUUCGUCAUUCGUCAUCAUCGGCUAGGAGGCUUCCAUCUGCCUCUGAAAACUCCAUUAAAAAAAUUACUAUAUCGAAGCCCCAAUUGGCCAAGAAGCGACCGGCUCUCACUGAUAUAACCAACCAGAAAAAUGAGUCUGAAAUCGGGUCGCGGGUUUUGGGGAGCCUUCCUCCUAAGCCCAUUGUGCCAUGUUCAGCUAAAAUUGCCAAGAAAAAGGAAUCUUCUCCUCAUGCUUAUGAUAAAGGGCUUUCUGGAAAUACUUUGCCCGCAACAUCAUGUGUGUAUAGUGAUGGCAUAUUGUUGCCCAAAAGUGGUCAAUCUACGUUUAGAGCCUUCUCUAGUCCAAAUAGCAGUUUCAUUAUCCUUCCUACUGAGAGUACAGUUCAGGUACCCAGAAGCACAGAUGUUUCUCCAAGCAAAUCAGUUGGUGGUUCUGUUUCCUUGGAUGAGACCAUGUCUACUUGCAAUUCAUUGAGGAGUCCAGAAUUUGAAUAUAUAGAUAAUGAAGGCAAUUCAACAAUUAAAUCUAUUGAGAUGAGGACAUAUAGCACCCUCAACAUUUCAGAUCAUGAAAAAAGAGAAGGUUCUUUCUUUGAAAAGAGAGAUAUAUUAGCAGAGAUUGAAUCGACUGUUGAUUUUGAUGAUACUGAUUACAAUGUCAAGGAUCCCCAAUUUUGUGCAACUAGUGCUCCUGAAAUUUUUAAGCACUUGCAUGCAUCUGAGGGGAAGAAAAGGCCUUCUACUGAUUUCAUGGAAAAGGUUCAAAAAGACAUCAAUGCUAGCAUGCGUGCAAUAAUGAUUGAUUGGCUAGUGGAGGUUGCUGAAGAGUACACACUUGUACCAGAGACUCUAUUCUUGACAGUCAAUUACGUAGACCGUUAUCUUUCUGGCAAUGUAAUAAAUCGGCAGAAGUUACAACUCCUUGGUGUUUCCUGCUUGAUGAUUGCAGCAAAAUAUGAGGAAAUAUGUGCACCUCAAGUGGAAGAAUUCUGUUAUGUUACUGAUAACACAUACUCCAAAGAGGAGGUUCUUCAAAUGGAAUCUGCAGUAUUGAAUUACUUGAAGUUUGAAAUGACAGUCCCAACAGCUAAAUGUUUUCUAAGGCACUUUGUUCAUGCUGCUCAAGGAAGUUAUGAGAUCUCAUCACUGCAGUUGGAGUGCUUGGCAAACUAUAUAGUGGAAUUAUCCCUUCUGGAAUACAACAUGCUUUCAUAUGCCCCCUCACUAGUAGCUGCAUCCGCGACUUUCUUGGCCAAUUUUAUUCUUUCUCCAUCCAAGAAACCUUGGAAUUCUACCCUUGGGCAUUACACACUUUACCAACCUCCGGAUUUGUCUGACUGUGUCAAGGCACUGCAUCGUCUCUUUUGCAAGGGUGGUCACCCCAAUUUGUCUGCAAUCAGGGAGAAGUACAGCCAGCAUAAGUACAAAUACGUGGCCAAAAAGUACUGUCCCAGUUCAAUACCUGCUGAGAUUUUCCAAGACAUGAAUGAGUAGUUGUUAACAUUACAUAUUGACAGUUUUUCGCUUGUGUUCUAAAUGAAUUGUUCUCAAUCUACAGCUAUGAAUCAAUGCAGUUUAGUACAGAUGAUUUCCAGCUA